GAUGUCUCGGUAGCUUCUCUCUGCUGUGUUUUUCCGUGGCACACUUUAAUCCCCGGGAGCCACCGGAAGCUGAGGAUAAAGCUGCCCUAAAGUGCGUCACAGCGCCGAGCUUUCUCACGGCUAACGGACGCUGCAGCUCGUACACCGACCGUAUCCGUGGUUUUUUCCCCCCACCCCACUCCAAAGCAGGUAUUUUGGCUGCAGAAUGGUGAAGAUCGCGUUUCACUCGGCGGUGGCGCACAAGGCGCUGAACGGGAAAGAGGAGACGGCCGCCGUGAAGGAUCCGGAGCUGGCCUCUGCUCCGGAGCCCUCACUCACUCACCUCGCUCACCUGCUCACCUUACUGGGCAUCGCUUUCAUCCUCAGCGGGCUCAUCGUGGGCGGGGCCUGUCUCUACCGGUAUUUCACCCCAAAGAGGAUGUAUCACGGCGCAAUGCAGUUCAGCGACAUGUCAGGCGGUGUAGAGAACGAGCCGUACUACCUGCCACAAGUGGAGGAAGAGGUGGAGAUCUCUGACAGCAUGGCCGUUAUCAAUGUCCCACCUCCCCGCUUCAGACCCGGAGACCCCGCCUACAUCCUCCAUGACUUCAACAGAAAGCUGACGGCGUAUCUGGAUCUGACACUGAGGACCUGCUUUGUGAUUCCUCUAAACACCUCGGUUGUGCUCCCCCCUCAGGACCUCAUUGACCUCUUCUCACAGCUGAUGUCUGGCUCGUACCGCAGCUAUCUGGUGCACGAGGAUCUGGUGGUGACUGAGCGUAUUGAUGAUCUCAAACCUCUGGGUUUCUACAUCCACCGACUGUGUGAUGGCAGAGAAACGUACCGAAUGCAGCAUCGCUCCAGCCUCACAGGUGGAGGGAUCGAGAAGCGUUCUGCAGAUGAUUGUUUCACCAUCAAUCACUUUGAGAACACGUUUGUGACAGAGACCAGGAUCUGCAUGGCUUGAUAGGAGUGAAUGAGCAGUAGGCCAGAGACUGAUGUGGAGAGAGUCGGUGAAGCAACGAACGGAGUUCAACAGAAAGUUACUUUUGUACAAAAGUGUAACUCCAAUUUUUGCCUCUUCUGCUUAACCCUCAUGAUAAGUAGUCUUUAAGUUAGAACUUUAUAGCUGAAACCAUGUGUUCUGCUGUAUUGGUCUGUACCCGUUUUAGGUUGUAGCUCUUAUUGUUCAUGCCGACUUAAUAUUCACUUGCUAGCCUCGUAGUAGUUUCUAGCUAAAGAUUAAUAUGAAUUUAUUUCCUUAAGUUGGUUUGAUUGCUUUGCCUCCUGCAGAUGGCGUCGUUGUUACAGUAUUAUAAUAUUGAAUUGCCUCCAACCGACUGUUGUUCCUCAUUAUAAUGAAUAUCUGUGUGACACCGAGAAGACAUAAGACAAGUGUGUCUGCCUGCUGUUCAGUGCAGUUUGUAGAAUGUCAUUGUCUCCUAUAUGUAUUAGUCCAGACCAGACCACCGUAGAGUUCUAAAGUAUGCUGCAAUCAUUGUUAAUGUAUUAUUGGGCAUGAGAUAUGCAUUCCUGGAAAACAAGGCUGGAGUUCUCAGUCACCACUUUGUAGAUAUUUCCCAGAGGCCUCUGCUGUCUUGCUGUGUUGGUUUUUAUGUGAUGAUACCUAAUGGUGAAGAAGAUUAGUAUCUUGUGACUUGUUGUAUAGAAACCUUAUUUGUGAAAAUGUGAAAGC
Messenger RNA from Thalassophryne amazonica, 1675 nucleotides. Its product is annotated as integral membrane protein 2A-like. Gene Ontology annotation, cellular component: Golgi apparatus; plasma membrane; extracellular exosome. The transcript is spliced from 6 exons. The record is from RefSeq and is a predicted model, not a curated record. Gene Ontology annotation, biological process: negative regulation of amyloid precursor protein biosynthetic process. NCBI's taxonomy places the organism in Eukaryota, Metazoa, Chordata, Actinopteri, Batrachoidiformes, Batrachoididae. Gene Ontology annotation, molecular function: amyloid-beta binding. The coding region runs from base 206 to 946 and encodes 246 amino acids.